AUGAUUUCAAUGAGCGGCGAUCAACCAAUGGAAUCAUCGAUGAGUAGUGCCACAUCAAUGGCAUUCCGGAACUGGCAGAUGUCAAACAAUAUCGAAUCUUUAGGAACGAUUUAUCAAUACGAUUCAGCUGAACAACAAGCUAUACGAGCUGUAAAACCAUGGGAAAAAGAUCCACAUUAUUUCAAAGAAAUCAAAAUUGCUGCGCUAGCCUUGCUGAAAAUGGUAAUGCAUGCAAGGAGUGGUGGUAAUUUGGAAGUGAUGGGAUUAGUGCAAGGUAAAGUGGAUGCGAAUACACUGAUCGUGGUGGACAGUUUUGCUUUACCGGUAGAAGGUACUGAAACACGGGUAAACGCUCAAGCUCAAGCCUACGAAUAUAUGACAACAUAUACAGAUAGUUCAGAAGCGGUGGGAAGGCUUCAUAAGGUCGUAGGAUGGUAUCACAGUCAUCCAGGAUAUGGAUGUUGGUUAAGCGGAAUUGAUGUAUCAACUCAGGCCCUCAAUCAACAAUUUCAGGAGCCGUUUGUAGCUAUUGUAGUUGAUCCUAUUCGAACGAUGUCAGCCGGAAAAGUGGAACUUGGUGCUUUUCGAACUUAUCCAAAAGGCUAUAAGCCUCCUGAUGAGGUUCCCUCAGAAUAUCAGUCGAUUCCCCUGAACAAAAUUGAAGAUUUUGGUGUUCACUGCAAACAGUAUUAUCCAUUGGAAGUAUCUUAUUUCAAAUCAGCUUUGGAUGCACGUCUGUUGGAUUCUUUGUGGAACACUUAUUGGGUCAGCACUUUAUCUACCAACUCGCUGAUCACAAAUUCUUCGUACAUUACUUCGCAGAUUAAUGAUCUCGCCCAGAAAUUACAGAAUGUAAGCAAGUGUAAAAGUAUUCAAGGGCCGCGUUCGUUAGAUUCAACAAUAGCAGAUAAAUUGUCGAAGAUAAUUAAAGACACAAGAAAGGUAAGUUGUGAAGUCACCCAUGGAAUGAUGGCUCAGAUGAUCAAGAAUUCACUGUUCAACCACGUUUUUUUCUCCUCUCCGGAAAUAGAUAAAACAUUAAGUGAAACUUUACACUAA
Cercopithifilaria johnstoni is the source of this 1059-nucleotide messenger RNA. NCBI's taxonomy places the organism in Eukaryota, Metazoa, Nematoda, Chromadorea, Rhabditida, Onchocercidae. The record is from the annotation of a GenBank genome assembly.